GCGCUCAUCCCUUUCCAGACCGAACCCGACACCAUGGGUCUUUAUCACGUGUACCCAACACGUCCCACUUUAGCUCCAGAGGGUCUCUUGACCUUGGAGGGUGUUACUGAUGCUCCCACAUUAGAUGGGGAGCACGUUAAUGAAGGUGUUCAUCCAGGACUUCCUUCACCUGGAAUUACCUCCGAUCAGCUUUUUGAAGCUUUUACAAACCCUUCAGCAGGUAUUUUGAUGGCAUGGCAGUACACUGGAACAAACGAGAAAUCUGGUGCUGAGUGGGAUCAUCUCGUGCAUUUCCUUAAGGACCCUCUUUUCAGACUGGAAGACCUGGGCAGCUUGAAUCACACAUGCGAACUCAAACGAUUGGAUGAAUACCUCAAGAAUAAAGCUAACCCUCUUUGA
Molecule: messenger RNA, 399 nt
Organism: Suillus bovinus
Lineage: Eukaryota; Fungi; Basidiomycota; Agaricomycetes; Boletales; Suillaceae
Exons: 1
Source: RefSeq, a predicted model, not a curated record